Molecule: messenger RNA, 1533 nt
Organism: Penicillium samsonianum
Lineage: Eukaryota; Fungi; Ascomycota; Eurotiomycetes; Eurotiales; Aspergillaceae
Exons: 3
Coding region: 1-1533 (510 amino acids)
Molecular function (GO): iron ion binding; oxidoreductase activity, acting on paired donors, with incorporation or reduction of molecular oxygen, reduced flavin or flavoprotein as one donor, and incorporation of one atom of oxygen; heme binding
Source: RefSeq, a predicted model, not a curated record
AUGAUAAACGUCGACAACCUUUGGUCUCUGGCCGUCGCCUCUGGGUUACUGGCCAUAUUUCUCAAUAUACUGUGGGGGCGAUUCAAAGAAUACCAAGGACGCAAAGCCCAUGGCUGCGGCGUUAUCCCAUCCUAUCCUCAAUGGGAUCGCAUUUUCGGCCUCGAUCUCGCCUUGAGCCAAAUGAAGGCCCUCCCUGGAGACACUUUUAUCCCAUGGCUGGCAGCUAUGCAUGAAGGCCAACCGAGCACAUUCAAGGUCCGUUUCCUCGGAAAACGCCAAAUCUACACCACCGAGACUGAGAACCUUAAGGUUAUGACAGCGAUCAACUGGAAGGAUUUUGGCAUCAGUCCUCUCCGACGCAGUACGAAAGCUUUCCACCCGUUCGCAGACAAAGGUGUCAACACCGUUGACGGGGACGACUGGGUGUUCAGCCGUUUCCUCAUCAAGCCGUUCUUCAAUCGCGAUGUGUAUACGAACACUGAUCGGAUCAGGCCGUAUGUGGACUCGUUAUUGUCUCUACUGCCGCCGGAUGGAGAGACAUUCAACAUCCAGCCCCUGCUCCAGCGAUGGUUCCUGGAUUUGACCACUGAUUUCAUCCUUGGCGAGCCUAUGGGGGCCCUCAAUCAUCCAGCCAAGGCCAAAAUCACAUGGGCCAUGCUGGAUGUUCUUCGUGGCAGUCGCCAGCGUAUGCAGGUCGUUCGCAUGAUCAAGUGGUUCAACUGGGACUGGUGGCUCAAGGCAGUAUACGAGGUUCAUGCCUUUGUCGACACACAUAUCACAGCGACUUACAAAGAAAUCGAAACCCGCAAGCCACGCAUCGCUGCUGGAGAGAAAGUUGGCCCUGAGCGGGAAGACCUUCUAUGGUACAUGGCAUCACACGACUCCGACUACGAAGACCUGCGGUCUAAAUUGGCCCUGCUGCUGGUCCCGAACAACGACACAACUUCGAUCUUCAUCAGUAAUGCCCUCUGGCACUUGGCUCGUCACCCGGAUGCGUGGGCAAGAUGUCGUGAGGAGGUACUGACAUCAGUUCAAGGGGGUGAGGACGAAGCGGUUGGUCAACUCAGCUUCUCCACUCUCAGAGGCAUGAAGUUUCUCAAUGCUUGUCUUGAUGAGACUCUGCGACUAAACCCAACCAACGUCACCCAAGUCCGUAUCUGCAUGAACGACACGACCCUCCCACGUGGCGGAGGCAAAGACGGCCAGUACCCCAUCUUCGUCCGCAAAGGUGACAUGGUCCAAUACAGCAGCGCAAUCGGGAAUACUGGGGUGAAGACGCAGACGAUUUUCGUCGAUUUUCGUCCUGAGCGCUUCCUUGAGCUGAAGCCCUUCUGGGAGUUCGUGCCUUUCAGCGGUGGUCCUAGAAGGUGCCCAGCACAGAUGAUGGUCAUGACGGAGGCUGCAUACCUGGUAAUGCGCUACGAGCGAAUCGAUUCCAGAGAUGCGAAUCCAUAUCAUGCUAUUAUGCGGAUUGGACCAAGUAACAAGACUGGUGUUUUGGUUGCCCUCCACAAAGCACGCGAAGGAAAUUAG